AUGCCCCGUGAGAACAAGGAGGAAGAAGAGGAGCAGAAGGCUCGCACGGCCUACGAUUUGAUACGCAUGCGCCUGGACAGGCUACAGAAAAACAUUGAGAAGCCAGUAUCAAUCCCGCAACGUCGAGAUAGUCGAAAGCCGAGGCCGCCGCCCGAUUUCGUGCGCAACGUUGUGGGCUCAUCAGCUGCAGCAGGAAGCGCUGAAUUUCAUAUAUUUCGAAAUAAUCGGAAACGUGAAAUGGAUCGGCAACGAUACAAGGAAAAGAUGAAGCUCCUGAAGAAUAAGAAGAAAAGGAAAGAAGUGGCUGAAGAAUCGGAUGAUGGUGAUCCUGGAACAAGCGAAGAAGAUGGAAGUAGUGACGAACAGCCAAACAAAAAUGAAAAUACGGCAGGAGAAAACGAACGGAAAAGCAGUGAAAAUGUGAGCGAAACGGGAAAACGAAGCAACGAAGCGGUGGAACCAACGCAAACUCCUUUAUCUGAGAAUAGCCCGGAACAUUCCACAAAAGAAGAAAGUGAAAAUUCAGAGAAUAUAACGUAA
Gongylonema pulchrum is the source of this 540-nucleotide messenger RNA. Lineage: Eukaryota; Metazoa; Nematoda; Chromadorea; Rhabditida; Gongylonematidae. The record is from the annotation of a GenBank genome assembly.